AUGGCUCCUACGCGACCGCGAAAGCAGGCCUCGGCAGAGUCGGGCUCGUCGCUCGAGAAGCGCGCGACAUCCAGCGGCUCCGACACCCCUUCCACCCCCAAGCGAAGCCCCAUUCAGAAGAAGCCGACGGGAAUCACGCUGCAGCAGAAGCAAGCGUUGAUCGAGAAUCUGCGCCUAGAGAUCACCGAGCGGGCUCGCAGAUUACGCGCGCAGUACCAUCUCCAAGCGCAGGGCCUCAGGUCGCGCAUCGAGAUCCGUCUCAACCGGAUACCAACCGCGCUCAGGAAGGCCACUAUGGGCGACCUGCUCCUCAAAUACGCAGAGCAGGCGCAGCGGGCGCCCAGUCGCCCGCUACCGCAACCCGUCAAGGAUCUGCCGUUGCUCCCCAGUCCUCAGAAGCCUAUCCACCAAACCACUCGCGCGCCGCAGGUUGGACGCGCCCAGAAGCGGUUGAGCAAUGAGAUUCACGUGGACAAGGAGAAUGAGCUUCAAAAGGGCGAGCGUCCUAGCAAGAGAGCUCGCGGCGCGGAUGCCGGGCCAGUUCGCCCAGCGCUGGUUCUGUCACCUACAUCGUCCAACUCUCGUUUGACGAACUUCAACCGCGCAACAUCCCCCACCAAGUCCUAUCUGUACAAGUCCAGCUCUCCUCUGAAGACUGCCAUCUCUCGACCCGCCACUGCCUCAGGACUAUCUGAUAAGGCGGCAGAGACGCGUACUAGGGGACUCAGAAAAGUCACGACAACAUCCAAUUCAAGCUCCAGCUCUGGCGGAGCAACGGCGGCAGCGGCAGCGCGAACAAAGCGCACCACAACAGUGGCGCCCAAGGGGCCCCCGGGAAAGCCUGUGGCAGCUCGAACAACGCGCAGAGCUAGUGAAACUGGCGAAUCGAGCGACGCAAGCGCAAACGCAAUGCCCCGCAAGACUACGGGCAAGGGUAGCGGUGCCAUUACAAGAAAGCCCGUGAUGAGCAGUCCGAGAAAGCCCAGUUCGGCGGGUGUAGUGAAGUCGACGGCGAAGGCAGGAUCCGCCGCGUCGACCACUACCACGAGGAGGACUUUGAGAAAGAGAGGAUGA
This is a messenger RNA of Trichoderma citrinoviride, 1074 nucleotides long. RefSeq lists its product as hypothetical. Gene Ontology annotation, biological process: mitotic sister chromatid segregation. Lineage: Eukaryota; Fungi; Ascomycota; Sordariomycetes; Hypocreales; Hypocreaceae. The transcript is spliced from 3 exons. Gene Ontology annotation, cellular component: chromosome, centromeric region; chromosome passenger complex; spindle midzone. Bases 1 to 1074 code for a protein of 357 amino acids. The record is from RefSeq and is a predicted model, not a curated record.